AUGACUGGAGCAUACAGACGGGUGUUUCAGAAACCUAAGGACUAUGACUGGGAACUGCUUACAUAUACGGAUGGAAGUAUACAACUGGCGCAGACAGAUAUGGACAUCAUUGCCAAGUCAAGAUCUGCAACCAUGGCCAGAGAGGGGGGUGCAGCUAAUAGAAAUGAGGAGGAAAUUCUUCCAGUUAGUUGUGAGGCAGGAAGCCUUGAAAAUAAUACAAUUCUUUCAGCAGAAAAUAAUGAAGCAAAAUGUAAAAGAGAAGUGGGCUCUCAUAGGGCUCUCAAGUUGGGUUUUACUCUCCCGGCUUCUUGCUACGCAACUAUGGCCAUAAGAGAGCUGCUGAAAAUAUCAACUUCUUGCACAUGCCGGCUUGCACAUGUAACAAAAGAGAACACAAAGAAGCUGGUGGCAUAUGAACUGGGGAUGGCAAUGAGGCUGCUAACUGGUUGCAGAUGCUAA
Messenger RNA from Ilex paraguariensis (yerba mate), 459 nucleotides. NCBI's taxonomy places the organism in Eukaryota, Viridiplantae, Streptophyta, Magnoliopsida, Aquifoliales, Aquifoliaceae. The record is from the annotation of a GenBank genome assembly.